ACUUAAUAAGCUCUACGGUCAGCGAUCGACUGUCGCUAGCAGUUGCUAUUUGGUGGUUCUAGACAAUUGUGGGACACACGUGGUGUAUAAUAAAAAAAUUCAGUACUAUUUCAGAGUUAUCAGAUUUUCAAUAGUGAUGCAAUAAUGAUGUUGAAACUAAAAGUCAAUGCUAAUAAUCCACCAAUAGAUGCAUUAAUAACAAUCGAAGCAGUUAAUUAUGAAAAAAAAGAGAUCGAUAUAGUAUGGUGCAAUGAUUGGAAAGGCAAUGAAAAUCUUAAAUUAUUAGAUUUCAACGAUCAAUUGUUAGCAGAAAGUGGCAACGAAGUUGUCCGUUAUAUAGGUAGAACUAUUGCUAAGGAUCUAUAUGGUAAUUUAGAUAUUCGUGGCAGGACAGAAGUAGAUCAUUGGUUGUCAUUUGCUAUAGGACCAUUAUGUCAAUCACCAGUCAAAAAUGAAACUCUUUCUUAUUUAAAUAAAAUAUUAAUGACAAAUACAUGGUUUGUAAAUAAAAAAUUAACAGCAGCAGACAUUUCUAUUUUCUGUGCUCUUUUAAAUUUAUUAUAUUUGGAAAAGUAUGAAAAAUUAUACCCUUGUGUGACCAGAUGGUAUAAACAAAUGCUUUCACUGCCAGCUGUUAUACAAGCAUUGUCCUCCAUUAAAGAUAAUAAAAUAACAACAGUAAAUAUUAUACAAGUUAAAGAAACAAUGAAUAAGAAAAUAGGUGCGAGAAAACAAGAGGGUAAAUUUAUUGAUUUACCAGGGGCAGAAAUGGGAAAAGUCGUUGUACGUUUUCCACCAGAAGCAAGUGGUUAUCUACACAUCGGUCAUGCUAAGGCAGCACUUUUGAAUCAGUAUUAUGCAGAAACUUUUAAAGGUCAAUUAAUUAUGAGAUUUGAUGAUACAAAUCCUGCAAAAGAAAAUUUAGAGUUUGAAGAAGCUAUACUAGAAGAUAUAAGAUUAUUAAAUAUUAAGCCUGAUCGAUUCACUUAUACAUCAGAUUAUUUUGAUUCAAUGCUUGAUUAUUGUACGAAGUUAAUUAAAGAUGGUAAAGCAUUUAUAGAUGAUACACCUAGUUUACUUAUGAAAGAACAACGUGAUCAAAAGCUGAAGUCCGUAAACAGAGAUAAUUCUAUUGAGAAAAAUCUGGAAUUGUGGAAUGAAAUGCAGAAAGGUACUGCGAAAGGUCAAGAAUGCUGUGUACGAGCUAAAAUAGAUUAUGAAUCAGUAAAUGGAUGCUUACGAGAUCCAACAAUUUAUAGAUGCAAACCAGAACCACAUCCCCGUACUGGAACAAAAUACAAAGUAUACCCAACAUAUGAUUUUGCCUGCCCAAUAGUGGAUGCUGUUGAAAAUGUCACACACACAUUACGUACAACUGAAUAUCACGAUAGAGAUGUUCAAUAUUAUUGGAUAAUUGAGUCAUUAGGAUUACGUAGGCCACAUAUAUGGGAAUAUUCGCGUUUAAAUAUGACAAAUACUGUUUUAUCUAAACGUAAAUUAACAUGGUUUGUGGAAGAAGGUUUAGUAGAUGGUUGGGACGAUCCACGUUUUCCUACUGUAAGAGGUAUCUUGAGAAGAGGUAUGACCGUAGAUGGUUUGAAACAAUUCAUUAUUGCACAAGGCAGUUCUAGAUCAGUUGUUUUCAUGGAAUGGGAUAAGAUAUGGGCUUUCAAUAAGAAAGUAAUUGAUCCAAUUGCCAUUAGGUACACUGCAUUGGAUUACAAUGAAACUGUUCCAGUUAAUGUUUUGGAUAGCAAAGAAGAAUGGGUGACUGUUCGAAACCAUCCAAAAGAUCCAUCGUUAGGUACUAAACGUGUACGAGUAGGUUCAAAAAUAUUGAUAGAAAAAGAUGAUGCAGAAGCACUAGUUGAAGGACAAAAUGCAACAUUCGUUAACUGGGGUAAUUUAAAAAUUGAAGCAGUACAUAAAAAGAAUGGUGUUAUUGAGAGUGUAGAUGCUAAACUUAAUUUAAGUGAUGAGAACUACAAAAAUACAUUAAAGAUUACUUGGCUACCUGCACCACAAAAUUUUAAGGAUUUAAUACCAUGUUAUGCUGUUUAUUUUGACCAUAUUAUAAGUAAGCCAGUUUUGGGAAAAGAUGAUGAUUUCAAAGAUUAUGUGGCCAAAGAUACAAGAGUAGAAAUACGAAUGUUGGGUGAGGCAGAAUUACAUAAAGUGAAAAAAGGGGAAAUAAUUCAAUUGCAAAGAAAAGGAUUUUUCAGAUGCGAUGUACCCUACGCUGGCAUAAGUCCUUUCUGUUGCAAAGAACAAUCUUUAAUUCUAUUUCAUAUACCAGAUGGUCAUACUGCUUCUAAAUCUGUAAAGGCAAACGUUAAUAGUAAAUCAAAUGUUGCAAAAACUGAACAAAAAGAUGUGAAUAUAAUAAUUGAUAAAAUUAUUAUUCAAAGUUCUGAAGAAAUACAAAAACAAGGUGAUAAAGUAAGACAAUUAAAAACUGCAAAAGCAAGUAAGGACAUAAUUGAUCAAGAAGUAAAAAUUCUUUUAAAUUUAAAAUCUGAAUACAAAACUGCAACAGGCCAAGAAUGGAAACCAGUCAAUUCUGAACAAACUAAUGCAACCAUAAAUUCAGCAUCUGCGAAUAAAACCAAUGACAAGCUAUCUGAAGAAAUACAAAAACAAGGUGAUAAAGUAAGACAAUUAAAGACUGCAAAAGCAAGCAAGGAUAUAAUUGAUCAAGAAGUAAAAAUUCUUUUAAAUUUAAAAUCUGAAUACAAAACUGCAACAGGCCAAGAAUGGAAACCAGUCAAGUCUGAACAAACUAAUGCAACCAUAAAUUCAGCAUCUGCGAAUAAAACCAAUGAGAAGCUAUCUGAAGAAAUACAAAAACAAGGUGAUAAAGUAAGACAAUUAAAGACUGCAAAAACAAGCAAGGAUAUAAUUGAUCAAGAAGUAAAAAUUCUUUUAAAUUUAAAAUCUGAAUACAAAACUGCAACAGGCCAAGAAUGGAAACCAGUCAAGUCUGAACAAACUAAUGCAACCCUAAAUUCAGCAUCUGCGAAUAAAACCAAUGAGAAGCUAUCUGAAGAAAUACAAAAACAAGGUGAUAAAGUAAGACAAUUAAAGACUGCAAAAGCAAGUAAGGAUAUAAUUGAUCAAGAAGUAAAAAUUCUUUUAAAUUUAAAAUCUGAAUACAAAACUGCAACAGGCCAAGAAUGGAAACCAGUCAAGUCUGAACAAACUAAUGCAACCAUAAAUUCAGCAUCUGCGAAUAAAACCAAUGAGAAGCUAUCUGAAGAAAUACAAAAACAAGGUGAUAAAGUAAGACAAUUAAAGACUGCAAAAACAAGCAAGGAUAUAAUUGAUCAAGAAGUAAAAAUUCUUUUAAAUUUAAAAUCUGAAUACAAAACUGCAACAGGCCAAGAAUGGAAACCAGUCAAGUCUGAACAAACUAAUGCAACCCUAAAUUCAGCAUCUGCGAAUAAAACCAAUGAGAAGUUAUCUGAAGAAAUACAAAAACAAGGUGAUAAAGUAAGACAAUUAAAGACUGCAAAAGCAAGCAAGGAUAUAAUUGAUCAAGAAGUAAAAAUUCUUUUAAAUUUAAAAUCUGAAUACAAAACUGCAACAGGCCAAGAAUGGAAACCAGAUAAAUCUCAAACAAAUAGCUCUGAAUUGUGUACAAAAUCAGAGAAUAAGGAAUUUACAAAUGAAGAUAAAAUAUCAGUAGAAAUACAAACACAAGGCGAUAAAAUAAGGCAAUUAAAAAGUUCAAAAGCAGAACAAUCUAUUAUUGAUAAAGAAGUAAAAAUUCUUUUAAAUUUGAAAAAUGAUUAUAAAACAAUAACUGGUCUUGAUUGGAAGCCAAAGAUUGAGAUGACACCUAAAAAGAAAAAGAAAGAUGAUCCUGCAAAAAGUGAAAAAAAAUUUUAUAAAGAUAUGACAAAUAAUGAAACAAAAAUUAAAGAUACAGAUGUUAAUAAAACUGGGACAAGAUUAGGAUUAGAAGUAAAGAAAGAAGAAAAUUUUGCUGAUUGGUAUUCUCAAGUUAUUACAAAGAGUGGAAUGAUCGAAUAUUAUGAUGUAUCAGGUUGUUAUAUUCUUCGUCCAUGGAGUUAUACGAUUUGGAAGACGAUAAAGGAACACUUUGAUAAACAGAUAACAAAAUUAGGGGUACAAGAAUGUUAUUUUCCAAUUUUUGUUACACGAGCAGCACUUGAGAAAGAAAAAGCCCAUAUUGCAGAUUUUGCUCCAGAAGUUGCAUGGGUUACCAAAUGUGGAGAUUCUGAUAUUGCAGAACCUAUUGCUAUUCGACCUACUUCAGAAACAGUCAUGUAUCCAGCAUAUUCUAAAUGGUUAAGGUCAGACACAGAACUUCCACUCAGACUCAAUCAAUGGAGUAACGUUGUGAGAUGGGAGUUCAAAGAUCCUAAACCAUUUUUACGUACCAGGGAAUUUUUAUGGCAAGAAGGACAUACAGCUUUUGCUAAUAAAGAGGAUGCUGAAAAAGAAGUUUUAAUAAUUUUAGAUAUGUAUGCUAACAUAUAUGAAGACUUACUAGCUGUACCAGUAAUUAAAGGACGUAAAACUGAAAAAGAAAAAUUUGCUGGUGGUGACUAUACAACUACUGUAGAAGCAUUUAUUUCAACUAGUGGAAGAGCAAUACAAGGUGCUACUAGUCAUCAUCUUGGACAAAAUUUUUCAAAAAUGUUUAAUAUUCAGGUUGAAGGGGCAGUUGAGGGAAAAGAAAAGAUUUACGUUUAUCAGAACUCUUGGGGUAUGACUACUCGUACUAUUGGAGUUAUGAUAAUGGUACAUGGAGAUGACAAAGGUUUAGUAUUACCGCCAAAUGUAGCUUCAAUUCAAGCUAUAAUUAUACCAUGUGGUAUUACUGCAACUACUACUGUACAACAGAGAGAUCAGUUGAUGUCAGAAUGCCUUAAACUAGAAAAUGAUUUAAAUAAAGAUGAGUCUCUUAGAGUUAAAUCUGAUUAUGGAAAUAAUCGUACCCCAGGAUGGAAAUUUAAUCAUUGGGAAUUGAAAGGUGUACCUGUGAGGAUUGAAUUAGGUCCCAAAGAUCUGGAAAAAAAUCAAGUGACAUUUGUACGUAGAGACAACUAUCAGAAAGUGACAGCAAGUAGAGCGGAAGCAGUAGUUUUUUUACGCAAUUUACUUACUGAGAUACAAUCUAGUAUGCUUAAAAAAGCAAGAAAGAAUUUAGAAGAUCAUAUUAAAAAAGUAGAAGAAUGGGAACAGUUUUCUGUGGAAUUAAAUAAAAAAAAUUUAUUACUAUCACCAUUUUGUGGAGAACCAUUAUGUGAGGAUAACAUUAAAACAGACAGCGCGAGAGACGAUGCCGGUGAAGAAGCAGGAGCAUUAUCAAUGGGUGCAAAAAGUCUGUGUAUACCUUUCGAACAGCCACAGACUUCUAUACUAUUAGAUAAUUUGAAAUGUAUUCAUCCAAGUUGUAAAAACAAACCCAAAUUUUACACUCUUUUCGGUCGUAGCUAUUAAACUAAGAUAGCUAUAUUUAUCAAUUUGUAUGCUGAAAUAUCUUUACAGUUUUUUUCUUUAAACAUUGAUCUUAUAAACAAAUAUUUUCCAUAAAACUAUGUUUUAUUACAUGCAGUAUUUAUAUUUUCGCUUUGUUUAGAUUUGACAAAAAUCUGUUCUGAUCUUAUUACGGCAUUAUAACGUAUACGUAACUUUUGUACGUAAUGUGGUCCUAACAUUAAAAGAUUGUAUUUUCUGAUAUUUAUUUAUUGCUAGCUAAGAUAGUGUUUCUUUUUACUAUCAACACUUAAAUGUUCAUUUUUUUAUGUAUUAUGCUGAAUUCGGAUGUAAUGUCAAAUAUCCAUGAAGAUACUAAUAAUGGUUUAGUCAAUUCUUAUUUUGAUUGAUAAAAGGUAAAAUAUGCUGUCUGAAAAAGAUUGGUUUUCAAACAUUUGUCACAGAAAGUUUAUUGAAAAACAAGAAGAGCCAUCAAGCAAAUUGCUUUGACGUCCAAUAAACAUUUGAUAUCAAUUAAAAUAAUAAUCAAGAUAUAUUUCUGAUGAUCGAUUAUGGCAAUGGUACGUCUAUGUUUACAUUUGUAUUAAUAAAUUUGAAAAACAAAUGA
Vespa crabro (European hornet) is the source of this 6073-nucleotide messenger RNA. It is a transcript of the gene GluProRS, whose product is annotated as bifunctional glutamate/proline--tRNA ligase. Gene Ontology annotation, molecular function: glutamate-tRNA ligase activity; proline-tRNA ligase activity; ATP binding. Bases 145 to 5469 code for a protein of 1774 amino acids. Gene Ontology annotation, cellular component: cytoplasm; aminoacyl-tRNA synthetase multienzyme complex. The transcript has 13 exons. Gene Ontology annotation, biological process: glutamyl-tRNA aminoacylation; translation; prolyl-tRNA aminoacylation. Lineage: Eukaryota; Metazoa; Arthropoda; Insecta; Hymenoptera; Vespidae. The record is from RefSeq and is a predicted model, not a curated record.